UUCAUUCGUUCCAUUUGUUGGUACAGCUAGCCUCCUCCGUCUGCAGUGUUGUGUGUGUUUGAUGAGGUGUGGUGGUAAGGGGAAAUGUGGUCCUUUUUUGCCAGGGAUCCCGUCAAAGAUUUUGCUUAUGAAAUUCUCCCUGAUAGUCCAGAAAGAUCUGGAAUAUGGACGCUGCAUCGGGGGAAGCGAAAGACUACCGGAGAACCAGUAUCUGUAUUCGUGUACGAGGUGGCCCAGGGAACAGAGCAGCAGACCCAGCUAGCCAAGGCUGCCUUCAAGCGAAUGAAGACUCUGCGUCAUCCUAAUAUCCUGGCGUAUGUAGAUGGACUAGAGACAGAGAAGAGCUUGUACCUGGUAACUGAGCAGGUGACACCCCUGGCAGUCCACCUGAAGGCCCAGGCAGAGAAGGGCGGUGCUGGUGAACUCGAGGUUUCCUGGGGACUGCACCAAAUAGUGAAAGCUUUGAGUUUUCUGGUCAAUGACUGCCACCUUCUUCAUAACAACUUGGGCAUAUGGGCUGUUUUUGUGGAUCGUGCUGGGGAGUGGAAGCUUGGUGCACUUGAUCAUGUGGCCCCUGAGCAGGGUGACCCCAGUGGGGUCUCGUUACCUGCCCCAAAAGCUGUUUACCCAGACAUGGAGAAAUAUGACCCACCAGAAAUAUCAGACAACGGGGGAGAGAAAUGGGCAGGUGAGGUGUGGCGACUGGGCUGCCUUAUUUGGGAAGUGUUCAAUGGACCACUUCCUCGUACUUCCUCCCUCCGUUCAUUGGGAAAGGUCCCAAAAUCACUGGUCCCCCACUACUGUGAGCUGGUAGGGGCCAAUCCCAGAGCUCGGCCAAACCCAGCCCGCUUUCUUCAGAACUGCAGAGCACCUGGAGGAUUUCUUAGCAACAGCUUUGUGGAGAGCAACCUAUUCCUGGAGGAGAUUCAGAUCAAGGAGCCAGCCGAGAAGCAGCAGUUCUUCCAGGACCUGAGUGACAAUUUGGACUUGUUUCCUGAAGACUUCUGUAAACACAAGGUCCUCCCUCAGCUGCUCACCGCCUUCGAGUUUGGCAAUGCAGGCGCUGUUGUUCUCACACCCCUCUUCAAGGUGGGGAAGUUCCUGUCGGCAGAAGAAUACCAACAGAAAAUCAUUCCUGUGAUUGUGAAGAUGUUUUCCUCCACAGACCGAGCCAUGAGGAUACGACUCCUGCAGCAGAUGGAGCAGUUCAUUCAGUAUCUUAAUGAGGCAGCAGUUAAUUCUCAGAUUUUCCCUCACGUUGUUCACGGCUUCACAGACACCAACCCCGCCAUCAGAGAACAGACGGUUAAGUCUAUGUUGCUGUUGGCUCCCAAACUGAAUGACGCUAACCUGAACCAAGAACUGAUGCGUCACUUCGCUCGGCUGCAGGCCAGAGACGAGCAAGGUCCAAUCCGGUGCAACACAACCGUCUGUCUUGGAAAGAUUGCCUCCUACCUCAAUGCCGGGACUCGACAGCGUGUUCUGAUUUCUGCCUUCUCUCGAGCCACGAAAGACCCGUUCCCCGCUUCACGCUCUGCUGGCGUGCUUGGCUUCGCGGCCACACACAACUACUACAGCAUUACAGAGAUCGCUGGUCGAAUCCUGCCCACCCUCUGUGCCAUCACAGUUGACCCUGAUAAAAGUGUCCGGGAUCAGGCGUUCAAAGCCAUCAAGAGUUUCCUUUCUAAGCUGGAGGCUGUGUCGGAAGACCCAGCCAAGCUGUCCGAGAUCGAAAAGGAUGUUGGGUCGUGUGCUCAGCCUGCAGGUGCAUCCUCCAGUUGGGCCGGUUGGGCUGUCACCGGCAUGUCUUCGAUAACAUCCAAGCUAAUCCGCACUGCUCCAGGUACAGAAGGAGGCACAGCAGCUGAAGGAAGUGGACCUGCUAACACCACCAGUCCCACUGGUGCCGCUGAUGGAGCGCCUGCACCUGAUUCAGAAGAUAAAACACCACAGAUCUCUCUGACUCACCACGCUGCCUCUAAACGUGCCAACCAAUCACAGACUGUUGAGGCUAGAGACAAUGAUGAAGAGCCGAUAGGAGACCGCUGGGAUGACGAGGAGGACUGGGGAAGUUUGGAGGAACCAGAGAAAACUCACACUGAUGACUGGAACACGGACUGGUCGGGAAUGGCAUCAUCUAAAAAGAAGGCCAGUGAGAGAGGAGUCGGCCGGUCGUCCACCUCCGUGGCCGUGAAAAAGCAGAGCUCUGACUGGAGUAGCUCAGGCUGGGACGCCGACGACAGCUGGUCCAACGAGAAGGAUGGCCAGGGUCAGAGCUCUGCGGGUGAGGAAGGCUGGGGAAAUGACUGGGGGGAGGAGGAGACGGACACGACGUCGGCCAACACGAUGCUACCUCUUCCUGAGGGGGUGCGUUUAGCCAGCGAGUACAACUGGGACAGCAGCAGCAGCACGGGGAAAGGAGCCACUCAGAAUGACCUGUUCGCAAGCGUCUCCCAGAGAAGCGCUCCUGCUGCCAUGACUGGAGAUGGCUGGAGUGCUGAAACAACAGGAGACUGGGGAACUGAAGAAAGCUGGGAAUCAGUAGAUGGAAGCCAAAGUCUAAGUAAGGCAGAGCUGUCCAAAAAGAAACGGGAGGAGAGAAGGAAAGAGCUGGAAGCAAAACGAGCCGAGCGUAAAGCUGCAAAGGGUCCUCUUAAAUUGGGUGCACGUAAGCUGGACUGAUUCAGACAGAACAGAAAGAGGGGGAACAUGGACUGCAAUGACUGGAGCACAGACGUGGAUGGAGAUUUCACAUUCCACAAGUGAAAGGCCAGAAAAGAAACAGCAGGGAGGGAAAAGCGAACUGACCAAUUCUCAAAGAUUUGUCAGAUGAACAAAUGAGAGCCUGUCAGUUGGACAGUAGAUGGCUACUUGGUUUGAGUUUUCGCUUUCUACAUUUAAGAACUGAUGAAGAUGAAAGCACAAGCAGGAAAGUGACAGAAAAUCCAAAGACUUGAAGCACUGCAGAGCAGCAAAAUGACAUUUUUUUUCCUUUUUAUUCAUGACUCAUGAAGUUGCCAUUGUACAUAAAUGUAUAUAACUGAUGCAUCUUGUCUUGAAGUAAAUUACAUUUUUCUUUUUCUUUUUUUUUUUUUAGAAAAAAAUAUAUAUGAAAUUUUUCAAAACCUGUAUUAUUCUGAAUGUUUUUCAUUACAAACUGUAUGCACACACAGUGGAUAUGACUGUUUUGAGGUCAGCUGUUGCAGAUUUAGGACUGAAAAUCAGACCAUGCAUGCACUUGUAUAUUUUUGUGGCCCAGAAAAAAAAAUUCACUGCAAGAAUUACUAAAUGUGCUUUCUUUGCACAUAUAAUACUACAUUUUACUGACAUAACCACCUGAGAGUGGACUGGUUGCAGAACUGUAAAUGUCAUUGCAAAAUGUUAAAGUGAAGAUGGCAAUCUGGUUUCAAGGUAAACUGACACUGUGUUUAUGGGAUUUUUUUUCUGUUUCCAGUGAGGUGUUGUGGUGGAAGGUCUCACAAGUCAUGGGAGUUUUAUUUUCAUGUCUCCAGCCGGUCUUUUGUACUGCAGGGAUCACAGAAACUGUCAUGGGAGAAAGCUUAAAUUUAUCCAUCAGUAAUUUUAGUGUGGUAUGGGUAAAGAAGAGUUUCAUGAUGUUUCUUGAUGUUUUAUUUGUGCCUUUAUUUAACUAAUCUGUCCUGACAGAUAAAACCCAAGAGCUGCACAUUUUAAAGGUGAACCCAAACUGUCUCAAAAACAGCAGAUUUAGUAUUUUCUAUCAAAGCUUUCAAUGUGACCUUGUAUCGCUUGUUUGUGUUAUUAUUUUGGUAGGUCUGGUGUUACUAGCCAUACAAAAUAUUUCAUAUAGAAGACAGCUGAUCCAAUCAACAGCCAUCAUCACCACUGGAACUAAGGCCCUGGUAUUAGAUGCUCAGGUGGGGACAUGCAAGGAACUAUCAUCAAUUUGAGCAAGGCUUGGUGCAAUGUUUCACAAAAUAUUCAAAUCAUGUAGCAUGUGAGCUAUUCUGAAAUAAAAACAAAUACACACAUUUCUUCGUUACAUUUCA
Messenger RNA from Melanotaenia boesemani (Boeseman's rainbowfish), 4028 nucleotides. RefSeq names its product SCY1-like, kinase-like 1 (gene scyl1). Gene Ontology annotation, molecular function: ATP binding; protein kinase activity. Bases 85 to 2682 code for a protein of 865 amino acids. The record is from RefSeq and is a predicted model, not a curated record. The transcript has 18 exons. Gene Ontology annotation, biological process: protein phosphorylation. Lineage: Eukaryota; Metazoa; Chordata; Actinopteri; Atheriniformes; Melanotaeniidae.